Liolophura sinensis is the source of this 1820-nucleotide messenger RNA. RefSeq lists its product as uncharacterized. The transcript is spliced from 8 exons. Gene Ontology annotation, molecular function: oxidoreductase activity. Lineage: Eukaryota; Metazoa; Mollusca; Polyplacophora; Chitonida; Chitonidae. Bases 79 to 1542 code for a protein of 487 amino acids. The record is from RefSeq and is a predicted model, not a curated record.
ACACAGGUAGACCACGCUUUUUCUCCGAUCACAUUUGAAGUAAAAGCGGCCAUACUAUUUUUAUUGUUCAACCAUAACAUGUUGUCACCACAUGUAAAGCUUUGGUGGUGUGCAUCAUGUCUGUCUGUACUGCUCCUUGGCGUUGGCCUGGCAAAACCAAGACAGAAGGACGUGGUUGUGAUUGGCGCUGGAGUUGCCGGAGCAACUGUUGCUAGGCAGCUGGCGAAUGACCCCCAGGAACGCUAUCAUGUGACCUUGUUGGAAGGUAGAGAGAAUCGGAUUGGAGGACGUUUAUGGACAGAUCGGUCCAGCAGUGAUGCUCUGGGUACAGAAGGGGAUCUUGGGGGAGCCUUGUUAGAUAUCACAGAUGUCCAUGGUCCAUUUUAUAAACUGUUAAAGCGUUUUGAGCUGACACUUAUCAAGACAGGCUCACUGGAGAUCCGUUCAGCAGAGCGUACAGAGGUUGAGAGUGGGGGAGAACUGGAUACAGCCGUACAAUACCUCAUUGAAAAGAUUCAAACAGCCAUCAUAGAGAAGCAAGCUGUAGAGGAUUUCUCCAUACAAGAAGCCCUGGACUUCUCAGCAAGCCGCAUACCCCUCCCAGACAAGGACUUGUGGGAGGUGAUUCUCAAGGCCAUGGUGGAGCCAGCGUUUGGUGCUCCCUUGAGCAAUCUAUCUGUGAACAUGCUGGAGGUAGAGAGACUGGCAAUGGCUCACUUCAUCCGCGAGGGCAUGGACGAAAUUGUCAACAGAUUAGUUUCUGGCUGGGAUUCAGAAACACCUUUGGACGUGGAAUUGGGGAAAGUUGUUCGCCAAGUGCAAGUUGAUCAGAAAAAACGCAAAGUUAAGAUCCGAACAACUGAUCGCAAGUCUAUUACAGCUGAUGUGGUUGUCGUAGCAGUUCCUCUUGGCGUGCUGAAAAAUGGAGACAUUUUCUUUGAUCCACCCCUUUCUGUAGAACGUAAAAAUGCCAUUAAUAAAAUGGGUUUCGGUCGCCUGAAUAAGGUAAUCCUUCGUUUUGAGAACAUGUUUUGGCCCGAGGAGCCAGGGAUGUUCGCCAGUACGGCUGACGUUCUCAAAACGAAAAACCCAUUGGUAUCAUCAUGGAUCAAUGGCUACCGGCUGACGGAAACUAACGCCCUGGUGGGAUACGUCACAGGGGACGCGGCUGAGCGAAUGGAGGGUAUGGAGGAAGAUCAGCUAAAGGAAGAAGCUCUCAAAUCUCUGGCAUACAUCUUCGGCCAUCAGCUGGUAAAGAGGCAGAAAGUUGUUUCUAUGCAGAGGUCCUCCUGGCUGAGUGAUCCGCUCUCUGGAGGAAGUGCUUCUUACUAUGCUGUUGGAAACACACAGGAGAUGAGGAGACAGUUACUGCGACCAGUUUGUCCGUAUCUGUACUUCGCCGGAGAACACGCCACUAUGGAAAAGCCGGGCUGCGCAGAAGGGGCCUUCCUGUCGGGGUUAAAGGUGGCGGAAGAGAUCAUGAACGGUUGCCAUGACGAUGACACCAUUAAGAGGAAACAGAAGCCUCGUGAGGAGUUGUGAUGGUGAUGAUGAUGACAAAAGUGCUUUGAUCUUUUGCAGUAUUUUAACAUAUUAUAUAGGGCCUCAUUAACAAAUAGUCAUCAAUACAUUUUUCAUGAUUUUACCCAUAAUUCACAUGUCAUAAUGGCAUUUUCAUAGAAAACUUUGAAACACAAAAUUUUUAAAAAAUUAAACAAAACAAGGGAACAAAACUAAAUUGGUAGUCAUUGUAUUUAAAUGCAAUUCUUGUCAUUUUCUGUCACAUUCCACCAAAUUUUAAAUCAGAGUUGUUUUUUUUU